CUUUAAUUAACCUGCAUGGCUUGUACUUUGUAAUAGACCUAUUAUUAUCAAUAACAAACCGGGUUACAGGUAUUUCCACCUACAACCCUUCCGACUACUUAUACUUAGUAUUUGCGUGGUAAUUUACACCAUCAAAUUGGCGCCCACCGUGGGGCCUAUUAUAAAAGUCAUGACAAGCAACCAGGAAACCGUUAUCUCACAAAUUUCUACUCCCGCUGAGAACGUCACUUCAUUCCCGGGAGGAAGUAAUCAACCAACAAGCCAGAUUCCUACCCCCAUUGUCACCGUUCCACCACCUAUCCCAUUCACUUCCCCCAUGAACCCUGAUCCUAUUUUUCCUUCAAAUUUCCCCGGGCCCAUGGAUCCGAUGUAUUCCCAGGCUCUUCAAAAUUUUGGACAGUUCAUGUCCAUGUUCCAGCAGCCGGGGGGAUUUUCGCCUUUCAUUCCGGGUAUGUAUCCACAAUCCUUGCCUCAAACUAGCAUCAUUCGCCCGGUCAUCCCGACGAACCUAAUCGGGGAAAUGGAUAAAGCUGGUCCAUCUCGUUCUAGAAGAAGCCGGUCCCGUAGGUCGCAGACGAAAGUGACCUCAGACGGGGAUGUGCGCUCGGUCCAUAGCAAAGAUGAGGACUGGGAUGUUCCCCAAGCGCUCAAAAAGUUGAAGGGAAAAGCUGUUCAACAGGAAGGAUCUAGGAGGCCAGCAUUCCAGAGGCUGGGACAUGAUGGUCGAAAUCAAAACCGGUCAGCAAAAGAACGGCUGGGGGUAGAAACAAUCCCCGCUAGCGUCUUUAACCGUGUGGGGAAGGGGGCCGGACGACCUGGUCAGACCAGGCGAACGGAACCACCCCCACGCGACGAGCCCCAGCACAGCCGGGCGCCACGAGAGGAGGGAGCAGAAAGCCACCCCAGGCACACGACCCGUUCCCAUGUGGAACAACCUCGGGAUCGUGUGGGCCGGGUCGAGGCCCGUUUGGAGAAGCUACAACGCCGGGUGGACAGGGACGAAAAGAAGAAAAUACUGCUGAACGAAUCUCCGUUCACAGACCGGGUUCAUGAGACCCCAUUUCCGAAGAAGGCGAAACUUGAGGUCCCAAAGUUUACCGGGAAGGAGGACCCGGAAAUACACGUCAAAACCCUCCAUCAAAGCGGGCGGAUGAUGGGUCUUUCCGGGGACGAAAAAUGCUUACUUUUCUUUCAGACACUCCGCGGCCGCGCUGCUGAGUGUUUCCAUAACCGGCCGGUGAAAUCGAUUCUUUCGAUGAGCUGGCCGAGCGUGAAGGGAGUGAUCAAGCAGAUGAUCGAGGCCGGGGAGAUUGAUCUAGAGUAUCUAGCUCAGGCCAAGCAAAAGAAAAACCAAUGGAUCAGACCUGAAGGACAGCCGGCCGAGCAAAAUAAAAAGAAGAAAGCAGCCGGUAAGGAGCAUCUGCAGGUCAUUUAUGGCGGACCAGAAGGGGGAGACUCUGCUUCCCAAAGGAAGAAAUGGGGACGAGAGCUCUACGUCGGGACUGUGGCCCUAAAUCCCCGGUCAAAACAGAUAAGACGGGAGCCGAUCACUUUUACUGACUGGGACCUCCCCGCCACCGGAGAAGAUCACAAUGAUCCCCUGGUUAUAACUAUGGACAUGGGUGGAGUCGAUGUCUCCGGGGUACUCGUUGACACGGGCAGUAGUGUCAAUGUGUUGUACUUGGAUGCAUUUGAGAAGCUCAAGUUGUGUCGAACACGGCUUGAGCCCUUAAAGACUCCCCUGUCUCGGUUUACCAGGGACUCUAUCGAAGCUGAAGGGUCGAUCCUUUUAACCUGUGAACUGGGCACAUGCGAACAGGUCGUCCAAAAACAAAUGAGGUUUGUGGUUGUGAAUAUCAAAUGUGUUCACAAUGCCAUUUUGGGCCGGCCUGGGAUAAACAAGGUCCGUGGGGUCAUCUCCAUGGCCCAUCUCUGUAUGAAGUUCUAUACCCCGGGCGUUAUAGGACAAGUUAGAGGAGAUCAGAAGAAGGCCCGAUCCUGCUAUUUGGAAGCUGUAAAGAAAAUGACGCAAGCUUUUGAGAGAGUCAAUUUGGUCUCUCAAGAGGAAGACCGGUCAGAGAUAGAGCCGGGUGAUGAAACCGAGCAGAUCGUUCUCCGGGAAGCCUUCCCAGAAAGGGUGGGUCAAGCUUUGGCAGACUUCCUCGUCGAACUGACCGGUCUAGAGCCCGAAGCCGGACCUUCCCAUACGGUCGAACCGUGGUGGGAUAUGGCCGUUGAUGGGGCCUCUGGACCGAAGGGAUGCGGGACCGGCAUAGUCUUCACUACCCCGGAAGGAUUCAAGAUCUACCAUGCCCUAGUUUUUAACUUCAAACUCACCAACAAUGAAGCGAAGUAUGAAGCGCUGGCCGGUGGUCUCAGAUUAGCCCGGGCGCUUGGAAUAAAAAGGAUGAAGAUUCGUUCCGAUUCAAGUCUGGUCGUUGGACAGGUCAAUGGUGAGAUGGAAGUUAAAGAAGAUCGCCUGGCCCGGUAUAGUGACCUGGUCCGAGCACUCCUAAGGGAGUUGGAAGAAUUUCGUCUGACCAGAAUACCCCGGUCAGAAAACACUAAUGCUGAUAUACUUUCAAAAUUGACACAAGCCUGCCCGGAGCAUGUAUCGAAGUUGGAAAAUAUUGAGAUACUGGACGCACCGAGCGCUGACCGGUUUGAGGUCGAGGCUAUCCAGUCCGGCCAGACUACAGCAACCGGGAUAAUUGGAGCAGAUGAUGGCUGGAGGUACGAACUCAUGGAGUAUCUGGAGACCGGUCAGAAACCAGAUGAUGAGGAACGGGCUAGGAAAGUGGUCAUGCGGGCUCCUCGUUUUCAGGUAAUCGAUGGUCACCUAUACAAACGUGCCAUUGGUGGACCUCUCCCACGUUGCCUUACCAACCCGGAGGCUGAACUGGUAAUAGCGGAGGUGCAUGAGGGAGUUUGUGCAGCCCAUCAAAUGUCCCGCACUUUGGCUCAAAGGAUAAUAUUGCUUGGCUACUACUGGCCGACCAUUGUUGGAGAUUCCCGGCUACCAGUAGAGGCAGAAAUUCCAACAUUUAGAGAAACCGUGUACCAGCCCGGUCAGAAUGAGGUCAACCACCUAGUUGAAUUGAACCUGGUGGAAGAACGAAGGACCAUAGCAGUUGUCAGGAUGGCCGGUUACCAGCAGUCAGUAAAGAGGUAUCAUGACAACCGGGUGGGCCCACAAUACUUCCAAGUGCACGACGAAGUUUUGCGCAGGAGGGAUGCUAGUAAGCCUAACGAGAGGGGCAAGGGCCCUACUGCGUAAAAGCAAUCGUCAGACCGGGCACUUAUCAACUGGAGAGUAUGGAAGGUGGCCGGGUCAACCGACAUUGGAACUCUCACCACUUGCGUAAAUUUUUUAGAUAAAGUGUAAUGAGUUCCCGGUCAUUAAUAAAACUUCGUUCUUUUC
Molecule: messenger RNA, 3421 nt
Organism: Cuscuta campestris
Lineage: Eukaryota; Viridiplantae; Streptophyta; Magnoliopsida; Solanales; Convolvulaceae
Source: the annotation of a GenBank genome assembly